AUGUGUUUUCAAUAUCUUCUCUUUGCUGGAUUAUUACUUAUUUCCAAGCUGCAUGCUACUUCUGAAAUCAAAUCUAUUAAACAACAGCCAACUGUUCGGUUAAUGAAUGCCGUUCACGGUGAAGUACUCAUGCCGGUAGUUGGUCUGGGCACUGGAGGUUACGGUUCGGCGAAUGGAUCAGGUGGAGAAUAUUGGGGACCUGAACAAGGUCAUAACGCUACUGUAGCAUGGUUAAAUAUGGGUGGUCGACGUAUUGAUAGUUCAGACGAUUAUGCUUCGCGCGAUGGUGUUGGUACUGGUUGGGUAGCAAGUGGCAUACCUCGUUUAGAGGUAUUCAUUACAUCCAAAGUAGAUCCUGCAGGGUAUGAACAAACACUUUCGAAAUUUACCGAUAUACUCAAGUCUUUACAAACUACUUAUGUUGAUCUUCUACUUAUUCAUUGGCCUGGUGCUCAGCCGGGUAAAUCUGAUAAACCAAUACCGCCUUGUAAACAAGGAAAGGCUACUUGGACAGAUUGUCGCAUCGAAACAUGGCGAGCAUUAGAAACUAUAUUCAAACUACAACAAGUUCGUGCUAUUGGUGUUAGUAAUUAUGAAGUAAAUCAUUUGUUAGAAAUUUUCAACUUGAACUCUACUCUUCCAAGUGUUAAUCAAGUUGAAUUCCAUCCUUACUGGCACGAAGAUGAACUUGUUGAUUUUUGUCAGAAACAUAACAUUACAUUCAACAGUUACUCGCCCGUCGGCUGUCCUGAUCAUGCAUUAACACUUGGUCCAACUUGGAAUCCUAUACCUGAUCUACGUAAACAUCCACGUGUAGUUACAAUCGCAGCUAAACAUGGCAAAACCUCAGCUCAAGUAGUACUUCGCUGGCACUGGCAACAAGGUAUUGUUGUUAAUCCACGUACUCGCGAUCCAACUCAUAUGAUGGAAAAUAUGUCGAUAUUCGAUUUUGAACUCGACCAAGAAGAUAUGAUGACUCUUGCUUAUUUAAAUCAUCCGAUGAGCAAAGUAUGCGGCGAUCCAAGAUUAAUUCCAUAG
Molecule: messenger RNA, 1038 nt
Organism: Adineta ricciae
Lineage: Eukaryota; Metazoa; Rotifera; Eurotatoria; Adinetida; Adinetidae
Source: the annotation of a GenBank genome assembly